AUGGCAUCCGAUGCUGUAUUCGUACUGCCAGGCGAUAUAAUUGAUCCAUCUCUCAUUCCUUCACAUCCUAAGAAACCUCUGCGGCUCGGUCCUGGCCUACGACAUGUGCCUCCAAACGACAUCGUUCCCACACUCGCUGGCCAACUUGUGACUGACCGGCAAAAGAAUGCAAUUCGGGUAGAGAAUGCUCGAGGAAAGUAUACCCCUCGCGUUGGCGAGCUUGUCAUUGGAACCGUCCAGCGCAGCGCCGCCGACCUAUUCUAUGUUACUCUCUCCGACUAUACUGCGCCUGCUCUUCUACCACAGCUCUCCUUCGAAGGCGCCACAAAGAAGACCCGUCCACAACUUACCGCGGGUGCGCUUGUGUACGCACGGAUUGCUCUCGCCAACCGUCACAUGGACCCAGAGAUUGAAUGCGUAUCUUCUUCAACAGGGAAAUCUGAGGGUCUAGGCCCUUUAACAGGCGGAAUGCUCUACACCGUUUCACUUGGAAUGGCUCGACGUCUGAUGAUGCCCAAGAGUGUGCAAGAAGGCCGAGUUGUGGUGCUGGAAGAGCUUGGUAACGCGGGUCUUCAAUUUGAGACAGCAACAGGGCGCAAUGGCAAGUUCUGGGUCGACAGCGAGAAUGUGAAAACGGUCAUUGCUGUUGGAAGGGCAGUGCAAGAGACAGAUGAGAAGAGAUUAGAUGUGGAAGAACAGAAGAAGCUCGUCAGGAAAAUCAUCAAAGACCUGAGCUAA
Messenger RNA from Fusarium redolens, 738 nucleotides. RefSeq lists its product as uncharacterized. The record is from RefSeq and is a predicted model, not a curated record. The transcript is spliced from 2 exons. The coding region runs from base 1 to 738 and encodes 245 amino acids. Gene Ontology annotation, cellular component: cytoplasmic exosome (RNase complex); nuclear exosome (RNase complex). Gene Ontology annotation, molecular function: RNA binding. NCBI's taxonomy places the organism in Eukaryota, Fungi, Ascomycota, Sordariomycetes, Hypocreales, Nectriaceae. Gene Ontology annotation, biological process: nuclear polyadenylation-dependent rRNA catabolic process; exonucleolytic trimming to generate mature 3'-end of 5.8S rRNA from tricistronic rRNA transcript (SSU-rRNA, 5.8S rRNA, LSU-rRNA); U4 snRNA 3'-end processing.